AAGCCAUGUGGCCUGAUGCAUCCAUGAUGCAGUCUGAGCUUAUCUAAUAUUAUGGAGGUAUGUGUAGACACGAUGAUGAUUAUGAUAAGGAUGAGGGUGAGGAUGACGAUGGUGAUAAUGGGCAGAUAAUGAGGAUGAUGAUUCAUCAAGUAAAAAAACAUGACCUCAAAACAGAUAGUCAUGUAAACUAAAUCACGAUGAGGUGUUCUCAAACAGAAAUAGCAGUGGACCUGACUUUUUCUUUAGCUUUCUACAACGGCAGCUGUUGCUUCAGUCUGAAGUUAUGUGACAGAUCGUGUAUAUCACAUGCAUUCAUUUUUACUACAGAACGCUGCACAACGCGCCUAUCCUCUGCCGAAAGAUCCCGAAUCUUGCCUCGCCGAUUCCAAAGGGAGCCGAGGGAGAACCGAUGCUCAGCGCAUAGACGAGAGCCGCUGUUUCCAAUUCACCAUCGCUUUAACAGCCCUAUCAUGUUGGUCAUUUUCCUAGUUUCCAUUAUUUAAACAAUGACUGAGGCUGGAUUCCCGAACGACUUGACAUGUCCGUGAAAUAUAUGGUAUUUGGGGAUUUAUCACCGCAGACAAGGAUUUUUUUCAAUCUCAUUAAAGACCAAACAAGGCGGGUACAUGUUUAAAUAUAUAGGGCGCCUACAGGCACAGUGUAGGCUACAUAUUUUCACAUACGAUCUGUACUCUGUGAACCGAGAGUCCGCAUAUACAUUUAGUUUGAUAUGCAAAAGGAUGUAUUAUCACUGAAAAGAUCAAGGCAGCUCUUUGCGCUGGAGACUAGAAUGAUCGAAAAAAAGGCGUCUGUUUUUGAUGGAGAAUCCAACAAGCAGAGCAAGAUCCGUAGACCCUGAAUAAAAGUGUCUUGUGCUGAAGUCUAAUAGGACCACCGUUAUUUUCAGAAUAUAGAUGUAUUCACCAGUGACAGGAUCCAGUUGAUGACAUUCACCGAGAUAUAAGUAUUUGAAAACAGCCAACAUUGUCAGCAAUUCGAAUUUACUAAUUUGUUCUAUUCUGCCAGUGUGAUGGGAAUUUAUUGCUGAACAUUGGGAGAGCUUUAUGGAAAACCUGAAGACAUGACAUGCACACGAAAAAAGAGGAAACGAUCCUUUUUGUUCUUUAAAACCUGUGUUUAUUUAAGAAUUCUGCAAAAAGCGACAUUAUUUUUGCAUUAAGAUCUGGCCGAUUCUAUGGAGGUGACAAUAUCCUGUAUUAAUUAUUUAAUCUAUUCUUUAUGUUUUCAGUCAUUUAUCAUUGUGGAUUAUAUUUGGAAUUGACGCUCGUUUUGUUGAACCCUCUAUGCCAUUUACUGUUGCUUUACUUGAUUUUGAAUCCUUAUAUAUAUAUAAUGUGGACCGCAACAAGCUCCCCAAACGGCCUAGAAUGAAACCGUAAGCCUUUGUCUCGAGGACAAGUAUAAUACAUGAGGAGGACUGGGGUCACCAAGGAACACUGGGAUACGAGGAACUGCGGUAGCACUUUAUAAUAACUAAGGAGCUGACGCUGUAACAAGAGGCACCGAGGGGUAGCGCUACAGGAAACGAGGGGCUCAGUGCAAAAUGGGGCAAUGCAGAGUGAAGCACGCCGGUUCCAUGUGAGCUCCAGGGAAGAGGCAACCACGAGGACGAACGAAAGGGCAGCUGGAGGAGGAGGAGGAGGUGGCGGUGGAGGAAGAGAGGGAGAAGGAAGAGGGGUGGAUUUCAGGAGAAAAGAGGGCUUGACACAGGAGCCAAAGGGAUGGCCAAUGGCAACGAGAGCAGCGAGGGGCUUGGCGGUCCCAUGGCUGCAGUGGUGGCCACGACGGGAGGAAUGGCAGUCGGGGGCCCAUCGUCGGUCGUGUCCACAUACAUCAAACUGGUCCUACUGGGUCUGAUCAUCUGCAUCAGCCUGGUGGGCAACCUGGUGGUGUCUCUGCUGGUCCUCAGGGACCGGGCCCUGCACAAGGCCCCCUACUACUUCCUGUUGGACCUGUGCCUGGCCGACACCAUCCGCUCGGCUGUCUGCUUCCCCUUCGUGCUGGUGUCCAUUAAGAACGGCUCGGCCUGGACCUACAGCGUGCUCAGCUGCAAGGUGGUGGCCUUCAUGGCCGUGCUCUUCUGCUUCCAUGCCGCCUUCAUGCUCUUUUGCAUCAGCGUGACACGUUACAUGGCCAUCGCCCACCACCGCUUCUACUCCAAGCGCAUGACCUUCUGGACGUGCGUGGCGGUGGUGUGCAUGGUGUGGACGCUGUCAGUGGCCAUGGCCUUCCCACCCGUCUUUGAUGUGGGCACCUACAAGUUCAUUCGCGAGGAGGACCAGUGCAUCUUCGAGCACCGCUACUUUAAGGCAAACGACACACUGGGCUUUAUGCUGAUGCUGGCCGUGCUGAUCCUGGCCACGCACGUGGUCUACAUGAAGCUGCUGCUCUUCGAGUACAAGCACCGCAAGAUGAAGCCUGUCCAGAUGGUGCCAGCCAUCAGCCAAAACUGGACCUUCCACGGGCCCGGCGCUACUGGCCAGGCGGCAGCCAACUGGAUCGCAGGCUUCGGCCGGGGCCCCAUGCCACCCACCCUGCUGGGCAUCCGGCAGAACUUGCACAACCAGAACCGGCGCCUGCUGGGCAUGGAGGAGUUCAAGGCAGAGAAGCAGCUUGGCAGGAUGUUCUACGUGAUCACCCUGUUGUUCCUGGUGCUGUGGUCGCCUUACAUAGUGGCCUGCUACUGGCGGGUGUUUGUCAAGGCCUGCACUAUACCGCACAGAUACCUCUCCACCACCGUAUGGAUGAGCUUUGCCCAGGCAGGGGUCAACCCCAUCGUCUGCUUCUUCCUCAACAAGGACCUGAAGAAGGGGCUCCUGGCCCACCUGCCAGCCUGCUGUAGGACUAAACCUCAUCUGCCCCGAGAGCCUUACUUUGUCAUGUGAGGGGGACGGUGGGCGGUUGUUACCUGGGGAGAGUGUGGAGGGGCGGUGGCAGGGAUGUCUGCGAGUGGUUAGGAUGGCAUGAGGGACCAUUUUAGUUGUUGUGGCCUUUGAUUCAGUGCAAGAUGCUUUAAAAGCAGUGGGUUCAAUCGGGAACUGCCGAAGUGGUGAGAAUUUCAGAAUUUAAUUUCACCUCCGUGUGAUGUAUCUUGGUUUCUCCUUGUCAGAGGCGAGCAGAGGCAUUUCCAACACAUUUGGAAUGUUAUAAAUUGUUUAAAAAUUACUUAUUGAGGGAGUAUUACACACAGUAACAGGCAUGUGGUUGCUGCAGUGUAGAAACAAUGAAACCAAUUGUUGGUCUAAAAUUAUUAUAGGAAGGAUGUAUUGUUUCAUCAUUCUAUUAUCAAACCAAAAACACCUUUGACACCAGCAUAUAGAUUUGGCAUCAUUUGAGAUCAGUUACAUUGCUAACUGACAUUUAAAAAUAUAUAUAUAUUUCCUUUUUAUAAAUGGCCUUGGUCAGGAAACAAAUUUAAAGAGUGAUUUCUUCUACACAAAGACAGAAUACGAGACUAAACCAACAACUCAAACAGUCUCUCUCAGAUGCAUGUUUGUAUUCUUAAUUUUAAUGUGGAACCAAUGAAACUGGUAGGCAGUCUUUAAACAGGCGAGGCCAAGAGAAUGAUCAUUCUGGGCCUGCUAUUGUGAAAGAGAUUGAAGUGAGGAUGACAAUAUUUCUGUAGGUUGUGGGGACAACCUGGUCAUAUUUCUCAGUCACUCCCUCGUCUGUUCUCAGACCAAACAUAUCAGAUGGUCCUCUGACAAUUUGCUAGUGAAUGACUAAUAGGAGAGUGUUCUAGCACUGCUUCCUUCCUUCAUCCGCUUGAAUCAAAGGCAUCAUUAAUACAGUCAAACAGAGAAAUUAUGAGUUUUGUACAAAUAGCAUAUUCAGGCACUGUUGGCUUCAUUUGGAGUUUGAGGUUUCUGACAUUCUAAUUUGGUCUAACACUUCAGAUGAGUACACUAUUGGAUAUGGGAAAACGUUAAAAGAGCUGCCAUCGAGAACAGUUUGAUCUUGUGUUCAUUAGCGUUUAACAGAAAUGAGCAGAUAAUAAUUGGGAAGUGCUAAUAGGCAGACAGAAUUAUGAAAUGCAUGUUUAGCUGAUAUGUGUAAUCACAUGAUUUCUGAGGAUAACUUAAACAGACCAAUGUCCCAAUCAGUGACAAACAGAACUUGAGACCACACAAAAAGCUAUGAUAAAUUGACAGAAAAUGCUCCUGCCAAAUUCCUUUUGCUGUAGGUGAUAUUGUUGCAGAUGAUUGAACAUUGGAAAUCUUUUUCAGCAAUCUGAAAUUGUUUAAAAAGACAGUUGAUAGAAAAUGUUCAUAAAACCUAAACCAGGAUGUUUAGAUCUUCAGAUAGGAUAAAGUUAUUUAUCUUUGAUGACAUCAUCACUUCACAUGAAGGUCUUUGUAGAGAGGUGGGGGAAAAUUCAGCCCAUUCAUAUUUUUGCACACAUUUGAGUAAUUGAUGACAAAUCAAUAGUUUUUUUCUUAGACUUGAACCAGAAUGCUAACUAAGUGUAGGCCGGGACACAGAGAUUGUAAUAUCUUAAGUGAAUGUCAAGCAGAGGUCUGGAACAUGAUACUAUCCCUUCGUGGGUACAAAUGUACAUUUAUUUUAGUUUUCAAAAUGCUCUAAUGUUGUCUGCAAACAAUAACAACAAAAACUAACAAUAACAAUGAAGCUACAGAUAACUGAAUUGUUAUUUCUAUUAUCUGCAUUAUGGCCUUACUCUUCGCUCUCUCUCUCAAAAAAAAGGUUUGUUUAUAACCAAUGCAAGAAAGAGUUGACAGCUGUAUGCCUCUGUGUUGAUGUAAUAAACAGAGAUUAUUCCAACUAAUGGGGAAACACAAAACUGUGUAAUCUCCCCCUCGCAACCUUAAAAAAAACACCAGUCAAACUUUAACAAGGAUGGUAAUAAAGAAAAAACACUUGCCAAAUUGUAACACAGGAGUGUGCAAUUGUGUGUAAAGGACAGAGGAAACUUUAAUCCAACAUCGACAAUUAAUGGAAUUAACAAAAGCCCUUCCUGGAUUAUUGUGGAUUUCUUUUAGACUUUUUGUUGUUGUUUGUUCUCUUAUCAGUCAGUGGGAGGGGGUGGGGGGUGAGGCUGGUGUUGUGUAUUGAUCUGUGAAAACAAGGAUUAAAAAAGUGUGUGGAUUUUGGGGUUGGUUGUUGUUGGGGAGGGAAGGAGGGAGACCGGGAGUGAUUUUUUGAUAAGCAGAAAUGCCUGACAGUGCUUUUUUAGUUGCUUCAGGCACACUAUCUUUUGUAAAUGAUCUAUGACCUCCGUUCUAUUUAAUGUGUAUUAUAUGGACAAUGGAGUGACUUGGAAUUGGGGGGGGGGGGGACCUGGUCAUCGCAUUUUUACAACACGUGUGUGUGUGUGUUUCUGUACGCAAGUAUGAAUGUGCGUAUGUUUAGAGGCUAGAGGGAUGAAAAUAAAAGACAUGUGGGAAAUAGGAAUGGCCAGAAAUGUUGCAUUUUGAAAUUUCACUCCUGCCAAUGCUUAUUCAGUCUUUUUCACCCUCAGCCUGUCCCUGACACAGAGAAUUGAAUGUGCUAAAACCAAUGAGGUUCAUUCAAAAAUCUGAGGCGAGUGUCUUCUUAAACCAUUCAACUGCAGAGCCUCAAGAGGUAGCCUAUAACAUUUUAUACACAUGAAGUUCCUCUAAAAUUGGACUACAGAGCCUUCUAUCUCAAUGGAGAUUCUGUUCUUGCAUACAUGUAUGGGAAUAUGAAGGGUGAAGUCCGUUUGAGAUUGUUUCUUGGGGCGAGUGGUUCUAUCCACAUAGCGUCUAUGAUUAUUGCACUCUUAUUAAGUUCCAAUGUGUCUCAGUGAAAGGAAUAACUUGUAUACAUGAUCUUGGCUUGGGUUUUAAAUUUGAAAUACACUGAGUUAUGUUGGUCAUAGAACUAACAUUCUAAUACUUUCCGUAUUUCUAACUCUUCUGUAGUGUUUUGACUUUGUAAAAGCCCAAAGCCAGCCAAAACCCAAUUUGACAUCUGAAUGUCUUAUUUAAUAACUCACUGAUUUUAGUGUGGCUGUAGUUAUUAUGACCCUGUAUGUGGAGAGACUACAUGUUAUGGAUGAAAAAAAAAAUGUAAAGACAGAAAAAGCUGUCUCAGACACAUGUGCAACCACAGUGUUAUCAUACAUUAAAUCUAUGAAAAGACAGACUCAUAAGGAUAGUCCUGUAUGUCUCUGAAUAGUGGAACAAAUCCUGAAUCUCAGAACUGAAAUGCUUUUGACUUUACCCUUUAAGCUGAACCACAAAAUGUCAAAGCUCACGAAAAAAUCUGCAGUUGAAUAUCAAAUCUAAAAUAGCAGAGGUUUGAAGGAUACCUAUGUAAAUGUCUUUGGGCCCCUAAAUAUCUUGGAAGUCAGAGGGUGUGGUAUCCAUAUAUUUUCUGUAUUAUAUAAAAAAUAAAAAUAAACUGCCUGAGCUGUUAA
This is a messenger RNA of Salvelinus fontinalis (brook trout), 6421 nucleotides long. RefSeq names its product probable G-protein coupled receptor 173. Bases 1743 to 2906 code for a protein of 387 amino acids. Gene Ontology annotation, cellular component: plasma membrane. Gene Ontology annotation, molecular function: G protein-coupled receptor activity. The transcript is spliced from 3 exons. NCBI's taxonomy places the organism in Eukaryota, Metazoa, Chordata, Actinopteri, Salmoniformes, Salmonidae. Gene Ontology annotation, biological process: G protein-coupled receptor signaling pathway. The record is from RefSeq and is a predicted model, not a curated record.